Molecule: messenger RNA, 1749 nt
Organism: Cryptomeria japonica (Japanese cedar)
Lineage: Eukaryota; Viridiplantae; Streptophyta; Pinopsida; Cupressales; Cupressaceae
Exons: 4
Coding region: 204-1274 (356 amino acids)
Molecular function (GO): DNA binding
Source: RefSeq, a predicted model, not a curated record
AAAUAAUUGUCCUCACCGGAUUCUCUGUUCACCGGGUGUCUGUCAUUAUAAAUCAAAAAUUUCUUUUGUUUAGUUCCCUAUAAAGUGGUUUGAGAUUGUGUGCAAUUUCUGUUUUCACGUUGUCUGUAACUCUGAUUUGCAGGUGGGAUUGAAGUGAGGUGAGGUGAGGUUAGGUUAUUCCCAAAGCAGAUAGAUAGAUUGUGAUGGCAUCAAAGGAAAUAAUUUUAGUCCAGGGGGAGCAGCAGUGUAAUGAGCUUUUGCCUUUGCAAUCGCAGCCACCAGGAUUUGAUUUCACGGAUUUCCGGCGGCGAAGGAACAGAGAGGCAGGCCAGAUUAUUCGUAAUCCCGACUGGUUGCCCAGCGGCUGGAUUACAGAGAUCCGAAUCAGAAAAAGUGGUAACUCUGCUGGGCAUAUGGAUAAGUAUUAUUUCGAGCCUGUUAAUGGUGAGAGGUUUCGAUCAAAGGCAGAAGUACAGAGGUAUUUGGAAACCGGAUCUAAGGAAAAGCCAAAGGGAAUAUCCAAUGAACAGGCACAACCAGAUCAUGCUGCUUCUGCUUGCCCUAAGCAACUCUAUUAUUAUCUCCCAGUUCUGUGUACAAGCGCUUUCUACUCCAAACAUCCCGGGCUCUACCCAGUCGUUUAUUUUCCUGUAAUUGGAAAUCCAGAGGACAGAUCGAAGUACCCGCCACUGGAAUUUCUUCAGAAUUUGGGGCACCUGAAGCCCUUCUUUCCAGACCAUAAUGUACCUUCAACUUCCACUAGCCAAAAUGAUCUCUCCAGAGAUUCAACUGUUGGCUCACGAAGAAUGAAUUUCAAAGCCAACGCUCGGCGCAAAUUUUCAGAGGAUGUGUCAGGAGGAUCCGAUGCGCAGAGGAAGAAACCCAUGUUAGUCUAUGGGUUGGCCUCACAAAAUGGUAUAGACAUUAACAGAGCUUCAUCUUCCAAUGAAGUGCAGCAGAGCCCGUCAAGCACUUACCCAGCGAGCAAUCAAGGUGGUCCAUACUCAUCUACAAUGUCCUGUAAUAUUUCUGGCUUUACUGUAAGUACAUCAGCGGGAGUUGUGAGUACUCAUGUUGAGUAUAGGCCAAGCGAGCAGCAGCACAAGUCACCCAUCACAUCCCAAAUCCAAAACCAGGCAAAUCAAGUGCGAGCCAUGAGAGGCCAACUGUCACCUGCAGAGGUAAAAAUUUAUGAGCAAGCCAAGAAAAUCUCAACCUGUACACAACUUUCAACCUGUACUGACUUGGUACCUUGGAAGCCUUGGAAACCAUAAGAGUUCCCUAUUUUUGGUUUUUUUUUCACUUCUCAAAUCCCAGGGUAGUCUAACACAUCUCACAAAUUUUGGUAAUUCUCUGUGAGGGAAUUCAAUGCCACACUUAGUUUCCCCAUUUUCUGAAUCUAGGGUAUCUGAAAGCAUGAAGCUCAAAGCUUUUGGACUUAUAAGGUCUACUUGCAAUUUCUAGCCCUAACUGCGGUAAAUAUAAAUGGUGAAUUUUUUUAAGGAGGGGAAAUUGUCCAUUGACCUUAGGGGAAGUCGUAAGACUUUGAUCUGGUCAAUUAGAAAAGAAAUGGGUUUUGUACUUAUCCGGUGGGCUGGAGCCUGGAAAGAGUACCAGAGCUCCACAAACUGCUUGAUAAAUAUAUUUUUACAUGUAUUGUACGAGAACCACCAAGAAGAGUACCUGUACUUUUAUGUACUGUAUCUACUAAAGCUUGAAUGUGAAAUAGGGUUUCUUAUUUCUGGUAUC